Molecule: messenger RNA, 1836 nt
Organism: Striga hermonthica
Lineage: Eukaryota; Viridiplantae; Streptophyta; Magnoliopsida; Lamiales; Orobanchaceae
Source: the annotation of a GenBank genome assembly
AUGGCUGAUUCUUGCUGCAGGUUGUUGGAGUUCCAAUCUUUCUUCUCCAACAAUAACUUGCGCCUAAUUUCUCCUUCAAAACCUUUUCAUCUGUCCGCACUUAUCCACACUCACAAUUCAAGAUUCAGCGAGAGAAGAACAUGUCCACCUCAAAUUACCCUACUUUCAAAACCUAAGCCCUUUUGUUCAAGAUUUGAUGUCGUUUCGACUCACGAGCACUCGGACGGCAGUCUUCUGUUUCGGUUUGGGGACCCGACUGAAAUCGCGAAAAAUGACGAAAUAAAAGAAACCCAAGGCGAUGAUGAAAUAGAAACCGAAGAUGGAGUUAGACCACCCAGUGUGGUGAAGGUGUUUGAUGGUGAUCGUGAAGCAGAGGUGGUAAUAAGGACAUUAGACAAACAAAUAUCCAGUUCCGGCUCGACUGACCUGGCUGAUCAUGCAAACUCUAAGUCCACAGCUUUUAGUGAUAAUAUAUCGAUAGAGAGUCCAGAGAAUAUCCAACUCCCCGUUUUGGUUUCGAGUACAGAAAAUGAAGUUACGAGUGAAGUGGACAAUUCCAUCCUCGAUAAGAGCCCUGUUAAUGAAGUAGACACUUCAGAAAUCAAAACUAAUGCUAGUGUUAGUUCCACUCCGGGUGCCCAUGCCGAGCACUUAGAAAAUAUGGGAGAAGGCAUGAGUGUGGCGAGUGAUGAUUUUAAUCUCGAUAGGGAUAGUGGCUUGACUGAUAUGCGAAGUGAGACUAUCAAGAAUGUUACUUGUGAAGUACCCGAGGAGAAGAACUUGCAAACUGAGAGCUUUAUAACUGAAAAUGGCAGCGAAAGUGAGAUCCAGAAUGUUACAGCUGGUAAUGGAAAUGGAAAUGAAAUGAAUGAAGCUGAGGCCAAAUUCCCUGCAGCAGAAGGUGGGUUCGUGAAUGAGAUUUUUGAAAACGGAAGUGAAAGUUGCCUGACUGGCACCACUAAAGUGUUUAAGGAAAAUGUUGAGGUGGAGAGCAUAAAAGAGAGCGAGGAAAUCUCAGAAGCACCCAGCUAUGAACUGAUGGAAUUGGGAUCCACUGAAUCUGCUACAAAUAGUGAGGAUAUCUCCAUGACGAAUUUUGUUCUAUCUUCCGGUGCUGCUUUAUUGCCGCGUCCCUCUAAGGCAUUGACAGGUGGAGAGGAUGCAUAUUUCGUUGCUGGCCAAACGUGGUUUGGUGUAGCUGAUGGAAUGAGUCAGUGGUCACUCGAAGGGACUAAUCCUGGAGUUCAUGCACGAGAACUCGUCAAAAUUUGUGAAAAGACAGUCUCUGAUUGCAAUGGGAUCUCCAUAAACAACCCUUUGGAACUGCUUAAGCACAGUGUAGCUGAAACACACUCUCCUGGGUCGUCAACAGUUUUGAUUGCUCACUUUGAUGGCCGGGCUCUUAACGUGGCUAACAUCGGGAACUCUGGAUUUAUUGUCCUACGAAAAGGUUCUGUUUGGAAAAGUUCUUCACCUAUGCAAUACGCGUUUUGUUUUCCUCUGCGUAUUGAGAAAGGUGAUGACCCGACUUCUCUUGCAGAGACUUAUAGAGUUGAUUUAGAGGAGGGUGACUUGAUUCUUACUGCAACUGAUGGAUUGCUCGACAAUUUAUACGAUGAAGAGAUUUCAUCAAUAGUCAUGCAGUCACUCGCUGGUGAUAAAAAGCUCGAGGAAAUUGCAAAACUACUAGCGACAAAGGCACAAGAGAUAGGUGAGUCGGGCUGUACGAGAAGUCCAUUUGCCGAUGAUGCUCGGGCAGCCGGGUUUUCGGAAUACAUUGGCGGCAGGCUCGACGACGUGGCUGUCAUUGUAUCUUUAGUCCAAAGACCAUCAUAA